AGAAACCUCCAAGUGGUUUGAUUCCUUCUCUUUUUUACACAUAUCCAUUAUGGCCGACGCUUCUUCUGUCACCAUCCGUACUCGCAAGUUCCUUACCAACCGUUUACUCCAACGUAAGCAAAUGGUCGUUGAUGUUAUCCAUCCCGGUCUUGCCAACUUGUCUCGUGAAGAACUCCGUGAAAAGCUUGCCAAGAUGUACAAGACUGACAAGGAAGUUGUCUCUGUCUUUGGUUUCAAGACUCAUUUUGGUGGUGGUCGUACUACUGGUUUUGGUUUGAUCUACGAUUCUGUUGAAGCUUUGAAGAAGUUUGAACCCAAGUACCGUCUCGUUCGUAUUGGUUUGGCUGAAGCUCCAAAGGGUGGUCGCAAGCAACGCAAGGAAAAGAAGAACCGUGCCAAGAAGUUCCGUGGUACCAAGAAGGCUGCUGCCAGCGGUGGCAAGAAAUAGACAUCUUAUCUCUUCGAUCCAAUUACAACUGUUGUUUUCAAUACAUCUUUAUUCUUCUUUUGUCUUUUUAUGUGUUUAUUAAUUGAUGCUUGUUAUUGAAUAAAUCACAAAGGACUGUUUUGAACCUAUC
Molecule: messenger RNA, 578 nt
Organism: Halteromyces radiatus
Lineage: Eukaryota; Fungi; Mucoromycota; Mucoromycetes; Mucorales; Cunninghamellaceae
Product: 40S ribosomal protein S24
Exons: 3
Coding region: 50-448 (132 amino acids)
Biological process (GO): translation
Cellular component (GO): ribosome
Molecular function (GO): structural constituent of ribosome
Source: RefSeq, a predicted model, not a curated record